UUUCAACACUACUAUAUAACAAAUAAUUUGAGAAGCACAAAAUGACAGCUUUAGAACAACCCUGCUCUGUUCUCAUCAACAUCAACUUAUCAGAAACACCCUCAGAACAGUCACUUAAACAGGAUUUUGAAAAUGGAUCCACUGCAGUGAAGAUCCAAGCUCUAAAGAAUGCGAUCAUAAUGAUGCAGGCAGGCGAGAAGAUGCCUGGACUAUUGAUGCACAUUAUCCGGUAUGUUCUGCCAGAACAGGAUCACACCAUCAAGAAGCUGAUGUUCAUCUUUUGGGAGAUUGUGCCAAAACGGGAUGCAGCUGGUAAACUCCUUACUGAAAUGAUUCUAGUGUGUGAUGCUUACAGGAAGGAUCUUAUCCACCCAAAUGAGUUUAUCAGAGGAUCUACACUUCGUUUCCUCUGCAAAGUCCGGGAACCCGAACUGCUGGAACCUCUCAUGCCCUCUAUCCGAGCGUGUCUCGAAAACAAAUACUCUUAUGUUAGGAGAAACGCUGUUCUUGCUCUCUACACCAUUUAUAGGAACUUUGAGUUCCUUGUCCCAGACGCCCCAGAGUUGAUACAAGGUUACUUGGAGGGAGAACAGGAUCCCUCUUGUAAACGUAACGCGUUCAUCAUGUUGAUCCACACAGAUCAGCAGCGUGCUCUUACUUACCUUCAAUCCUGCAUUGAUGAGAUUAGCACCUUCGGCGACAUCCUGCAACUGGUUAUAGUUGAGUUGAUAUACAAGGUUUGCCAAGCUAAACCAACUGAGAGAGCCAAGUUUAUCAGGACAGUGUACAACUUGCUGGGUAGCAGCUCUGCCAGUGUCAGAUACGAAGCAGCAGGAACUCUAGUGACCCUAUCGUCUACCCCCACUGCAGUUAAAGCAGCAGCUAAGUGCUAUGUAGAGCUGAUAGUACAUGAGAGUGAUAACAAUGUGAAGCUGGUUGUGCUGGAUAAACUGGUGAAACUUCAGAAGGAUCACUCACACGAUCUUACUUUACAGCAAGAACUGUCAAUGGACGUGUUACGCAUCCUGGGCUCUACUGAUAUAGAGGUACGACGUAAAACACUGGAUUUCCUCAUGUCUCUUAUCUCACUGAGGAAUGUUAAGGAUGUGGUCUCUCUUCUCAAGAAGGAGGUUAUCAAAACUUAUUCUAACACUGAUAAAGAUCAAAACACCAAGACAUACCAGCAGUUACUGGUAAAGGCUCUGCACCAGUGUGGAGUCAAGUUCCCCAUCACUGCUGAGAUUGUUGUUCCUGUUCUUAUGGACUUCCUGGCUGAGGGAAAUGAGAAAGCAGCUGAAAGUGUGUUAGAGUUUGUUAGAGAAGCUGUAGCCAGGUUUGAGAACCUGCAACCCAGUAUCAUAGAGAAACUUCUCAACUCUCUUCCCUCUAUUAAAUCUAUAUCUGUUCUUCACGCUGGAUUAUGGAUCCUGGGAGAGUACUGUACUUCUGAGUCUCAGAUCCGUAACAUGGUGGAUGCAGUGUUGGAGAGUAUUGGGGACCUGCCUAUUGUUGAUACUGAAAUCAGAGAGAGCACAAAAGACGACACUGAUAGCGGUACUACCACUACCGUAGUAUCAAGCUCACGCGUUACAGCUGACGGAACCUACGCCACCCAAUCAGCGGUUACCGUGGUAACCAAUCACAGCGAUGAUAAACCACAACUUCGGAGUAACCUGCUAGAGGGAGAGUUCUUCUUGGGGGCAGCCCUCGCUACAGCGCUCACUAAACUUUCUCUCAGAUACCAGGAGGUAUGUGUGGACCUGAGAGCUCGCAACAAGCUCACAGCACAGUCCAUGUUGAUCCUGGCUUCUAUCAUGCACCUUGGAAAGAGUAGUCUCCCUAAGAAACCCAUCAGUGAUGAUGACGUAGACUGGCUUAGCUUGUGUAUAAGGGUUCUCAAUGACAGGUCGCCUAUUCUCGUAUCAAUCUUCACUCGUGCUUGUAGACAAUCUCUACAAGACAUGAUCGGAACUAUAGACCUCACUAAACUGGCUUUAUCUGAAGCUGAGAAGGAUAUUGUUAAAACUGAUGUUGAUGCUCUUAUCAACUUCUCCCAUAUUCUGAGCAAUGUUAAUGACGGACAAGCAGUGGAUGAACUGGAGUUGUCGCUCCUUCAAGCAACAGAGGGCUCCAAGAAGAAGGAUACAGACGUUUCUACUACUGCUUUAAGCAAAGUAUAUCAGUUGACUGGGUUCUCUGAUCCUAUAUACGCUGAAGCGUACAUCAACGUGAACCAAUACGACAUAGUAUUAGAUGUACUGGUAGUUAACCAGACCCCUGACACCUUACAAAACCUUACAUUAGAACUCGCUACACUCGGUGAUCUUAAACUUGUGGAUAAACCAUCUCCUAUCACUCUUGCUGGCAACGACUUUUGUAACACUAAAGCGCAGGUCAAAGUUGCAUCAACUGAGACGGGUAUAAUAUUCGGAAAUAUCGUAUAUGAUGUGUCAGGAGUCAGCGGAGACAAGAGCUGUGUUGUUCUGAACGAUAUUCACAUCGACAUCAUGGAUUACAUCGUACCUGCUACUUGCACUGAUACCGAGUUCCGGAAGAUGUGGGCAGAGUUUGAGUGGGAGAACAAGGUGUCGGUACAGAGCAACAUUAACGAUAUGAACCAGUACCUGGAUCACAUUCUCAAAUGUACUAACAUGAAAUGUCUCACUCCCAAACAGGCACUGGAAGGGGACUGCGGGUUCUUAGCCGCUAAUCUCUACGCUAAAAGUGUUUUCGGAGAAGACGCUCUUGCCAACAUCAGUAUUGAGAAGAUGUCUGAUUCUGGCGCCCUGUCCGGUCAUAUCCGAAUCAGAGCUAAGAGCCAGGGAAUGGCACUUUCUCUAGGCGACAAGAUUACUCACAGUCAGAAGAAGGAAGCCGGGGCUUAACUUGACGUCAUUAUAUUGGUUUUGAGUGCAUGAAGGAAAUAUGGAUUCUAAGAAAAUAAACCGUUGAUUUCAUGAGAUUAGUUUAUUGAGUUUGACUUAGAAAAACAAUCGGGGCAGGUCUUCUUUUAUCAAGAAAUUUGGACUAGGCGCACCUUUCUGACCCCUCCAUGCGUAUUCACUGUAUUAAGUACGAAAGUUCGUUAUUUUUCGUGACCACCGCAGCUUUUAAAUGUUGAAUGAAGGGGUUCCUUGAUAAAAUAUUUGCUCGUAAACUUGUAUCAUUUUUAAUAUGAAUAUGAUAGAAUAAAUGAUUAAUGAAAUUAUGUUUUGAUCUGAACCUGCUGUAUUCUAAA
Molecule: messenger RNA, 3238 nt
Organism: Bolinopsis microptera
Lineage: Eukaryota; Metazoa; Ctenophora; Tentaculata; Lobata; Bolinopsidae
Product: coatomer subunit beta-like
Exons: 20
Coding region: 42-2885 (947 amino acids)
Biological process (GO): endoplasmic reticulum to Golgi vesicle-mediated transport; intracellular protein transport; intra-Golgi vesicle-mediated transport
Cellular component (GO): cytoplasm; COPI vesicle coat
Molecular function (GO): structural molecule activity
Source: RefSeq, a predicted model, not a curated record